UGUGCCUUGCACUGCUUUACAGUGAGGGUGAGUGCAAAAGAUAUAUCAAUAUGAGGUAUCAAACUGAGACCUAGAUGUUCCGUUGAAGUGGCUGCUCAUUUCCUUGAGCCAUAACAUGGGCUAAAGGUUAACUUACACAUUCUCCGAGGAAGAACAGGUUUUUUUCUUUUUUUCUUUUAAGGUGUGUGUGUUUCAUAUUCUUUCCUACCUACAGAGGCUAAAUAUGAUGUACGGUGUUGUUCAUGCAGAUUUUUUUUCCACUGGAUUAUUUGCUAAUCAGACUACAGUACAGUGGAGAUAAGAGAGAGAUCUGUUGCCUAGAUAGGAGGCUUUAAUGAACAACUGAACCCCCGGGAGCUGAAAUCUGAAGUAGAAUGAUGCUGUUUUCUGGUCUCUUGUCAUUUCUUCACUUGCUUCUUCUCAACCGUUUUCCAAUGGGCCUAGUGAGCAGGAACUAUCCAAGGUACUAGAAUGCUGGCUGCUUGGCUGCUGAAUACAAGCGGAUUGCAGAAAGAGAGGAGAACCAGAUUACUACUUAUAUCAGAAGGUAGGCUUGCUCUUUGUUUGAGAAUCCCUGAUUAAUCAACAGCAGCAUCAACAGACUAAGGCAGCUGGAGAGAGCAAGCCUGCCUGUAAGUCACGGGGGAGAGAGACGAUGCCACAAGCUAGACUGCUUCAAACCUUCUGUAUCUGAGUGGCAAUGAGAGAGAGAGCAUCUUUUCUGCUGCAAGAAGCCAUUUGGAUAGGAUGUUUUCUAUUCCUUUCUUUCAUUUAUUUUUGUCUCCACAGAAUACAUUCAAAUGAGGCACCUUAGCAAUCUCUGUGUUAUUGCAUAUGACGGUGGUGUAAUCUUCUACGUUGUAAAGUGGGUAAACAUCAUCCAGUUUCUUCUCAGCUGGACCGAAAGCAGGGUGCUAUUUGUACCCUCCCAUUAUCUAUGCCCUCUGUUCUCUGAAUGUGGAUUUAAAGAAGCAAGCACCUGUCUUCUCUUGCCACUGCAUUUUUAAAAGCCAAACUUUAAAGGCCAUUUUAAUCCUAUACCAAGAAGAUCUUUAACAUACCCACUGACUUCUAGUGAUGCAGAAUUCUACAAUCUGGGCAUCUUUGCCAACAAGAUUUAAUGCACUUUAACUGAAGAAAAACUGAGCCUAAUUGCAAGUCUGUUUCUUAUGGUGCUGAAAUAUUCCUUCAGACUGCACUGAGAUAACCACAGGAAAGGGCUUUUACAGACAAAAGUCACCUUUGAUUAUUGCACUUAGCAGUCCCCGUGGACUUAAAUUUUGGAAGUGUUGCUUUCCUUCGUCCAUUAUCUCCUGCAAGAUGAUGAGUUCUAAUCAGGAGGAGGUCACGUUGGGCACUUUUCUCCAGUAUAUUGAAGAUAUGGGGAUGAAGGCCUAUGAUGGCUUGGUUAUACAGAAUGCAUCAGACAUUGCUCGAGAGAAUGAUCGCAUGAGGAAUGAAACAAACCUGGCUUACUUGAAAGAAAAGAAUGAAAAACGCCGAAAACAAGAAGAAGCAAUAAAACGCAUAGGUGGAGAAGUCGCGAGAGGAAAUGAAGGAAGCUAUGUGGGCAAACAUUUCCGGAUGGGAUUUAUGACAAUGCCUGCUCCUCAGGACAGACUGCCGCAUCCUUGCUCUAGUGGCUUUACCGUGAGAUCCCAGUCUCUUCAUUCGGUUGGGGGUACCGACGAUGAAAGCAGUAGCUGCUCUCGUAAACAACCUCCACCAAAACCUAAACGAGAUCCCAACACCAAACUAAGCACCUCAUCUGAAACGGUCAACUCUGGAACAAGUAAGAGUGGGAAACUACCGGACAAGACUGAAGCAUCGGCCAAACCAAGACCCCACAGUGAUGAAUAUACCAAGAAGAUCCCUCCUCCUAAGCCUAAACGAAAUCCAAACACUCAGCUAAGCACAUCUUUUGAUGAAACGUACAUCAAAAAGCAUGGCCCCAUGAAGACAACACUCACUAGGGAUGCCUCUUUAUUGCAAGUCAGCAGUCCUGCCCCAGACACAGAAGAAGAAGAGCCUGUUUAUAUUGAAAUGGUUGGGAAUAUACUAAGAGACUUCAAAAAAGAUGAGGAUGACCAAAGUGAAGCAGUCUAUGAGGAGAUGAAAUACCCUAUAUUUGAUGAUGUAGGCCAAGAUUCAAAGUGUUCAUGUGAAUAUGACCAUCACAGUUGUUCUUCUCAGUGUGCUACUCCCACAGUGCCUGACCUAGAAUUCACCAAGUCCUCAGUGCCAUCUACUCCCAAGGGCUUGCUUUGUGAUAUCCCCCCACCAUUUCCAAAUCUACUUUCUCAUAGACCUCCACUACUGGUGUUCCCGCCAGCACCAGUGCAGUGUUCCCCAAAUUCUGAUGAGUCUCCUCUAACUCCACUGGAAGUCACAAAGCUUCCUGUAUUAGAAAAUGUGUCUUACAUCAAACAACAAGUUGGAGCUUCUCCAUCUUCACUGCCACCUCAUACACCAGGCCAUCAAAAACCGGAGAAAGACCAGACAGUAUCUCAUGGAACUACCACUCCUGGGCACUCCUCCUCACCUCCUCAUCCUUCUACCUUAUACAGAACACAGUCUCCACAUGGCUACCCUAAAAGUCACUCUGCCUCACCCUCUCCUGUCAGUAUGGGUAGGUCUCUUACCCCCUUAAGCCUCAAAAGACCUCCACCUUAUGACUCUGUACAUUCAGGAAGUCUCUCAAGAAGUUCUCCAUCAGUGCCUCAUUCUACAGCCAGAAACACGUUGCAAGAAGGGGGAAAGAUGGUAAAUGCCUCGGUCAAUACCUACGGGUCAUCAUCACAGAGUGGUUCACGUUCUAGAACACCAACCAGUCCUUUAGAGGAAUUAACCAGCCUCUUUACCUCAGGACGAAGUUUACUGAGGAAGUCGUCCAGUGGCAGAAGAUCUAAAGAGCCUGCAGAGAAACCACUAGACGAGUUGAAGAUCAGGAGCCACAGUACUGAACCACUACCAAAGUUGGAAAACAAAGAGAGAGGAGGUCACCAUGGGACAACUUCCUCCAGGGAGCCAAUAAAAGCUCAGGAAUGGGAUGGAACACCAGGACCACCAGUUGUGUCCAGUAGACUGGGAAGAUCCUCUGUUAGUCCAACAAUGUUGGCAGGAAACAACAGCUCAGAGCCUAAAGCAAGCUGUAGAUUAGGUCGAUCUGCAUCCACAUCAGGUGUGCCUCCUCCAUCAGUUACUCCUCUCAGGCAAGCCAGCGAUCUCCAACCCAGCCAGAGUCAGCCCCACUGCCCAUCCAAUAGGAGAGGGAAGAAAACCUCAAGGACCAGAAGAGAACAGCCUCUUCCUCAGCCUAAUAACCUGUACAGUUACAGCAAAGUGACAUGUAUGCAGUGGUUGCAUGGGGACCAUACAAUGCUGGAAAUGAUUGAGAAAAAGCGUUGUUUGUGCAAAGAAAUAAAGGCUCGACAGAAAUCAGAGAAAGGACUUUGCAAACAGGACAGCAUGCCCAUUUUGCCGAGUUGGAAGAAGAACACUGGGACCAAGAAAUACAGCCCUCCUCCUUAUUCCAAACAACAAACUGUUUUCUGGGACACAGCGAUAUGACCAGACUGUUGCUGAUGCCAUCACCACAAUGUUGUAAGAUGCACAAGUAGCCUCCUUUCUUAAUAAGGCAAUGCCUGUGACAUAAAACUUAAUCUGCAGGUGACGAACUACCUAGUGAAAAACAUACCAAUGUGGUGCUCACCUGUCAAUUUAAAGGAAAAGUAUAGAUUUCCAGCUGAUUAAGGCAUGCAUAUUUAUUAAGGAUUUUUUUGGAUCCAGAAGAUAUUGAAAUGUAAAUAUUUUGCCAAUCUAUUGAAAACACCUGAACUAAUACACUGUUUAAAAUAUAUAAUUCAAAAAUUUAUGAAGAAUUUUACUAUAUAAUAUAAUUACUGUUAUAUUGUUUUAUUAACUAUUUUAUAUGUGGUAUCCUAAUGCUCUUUUUUGUUGUUGUCAUUUUUAAUGAUCUUACCUGCCUAAAUUUGGCCUCUGUACAAAAGCAUGUGGUUGUACUUUUGUUUAACAAGUACAAUGUACAAAUCAACCUGGUGCUAGGGCUGUAGAAGUUCACUAGAGUCAUAUUCAUUAGAGACAUCCGUUGCUUUUGUUCUUCUGGGAAAGGUUUUGGCAGGAAGUAGUAAAAACUGUAAACAAUGCAAAUAAAAAUGCUUAAUUUGGAUGUCCAAAUUGCAUUAAAAAAGAGUUGUUCUGCAUCAGAUUUUUGGUAAAUUUACUAUUAUAAAUUGCCCUUCUUUUUAUGUCAAUCUGUUAUUAAAGUCUCCAGUGAUAGUUCCUAGGCUACAUUUGGCUAACCAAGUAAACAAAAUUUACUGCAGAAAGGUCUAAAGGCUCUUCCUUCUUUUAUUCUGCUGACUAGAGGAGACCAUGGUUCACUGUGACUAAGAACUGUACAUCACAUGAUAAUGAGUUAACCCAUUGUUUAGCAGGUUAAAACAGUGGCAAUGCACCCAUGAUUCCUGUCCACAUUUGUCUUUGGUCCAGAAAGUAAAGGUAACAAAAUCUGUUUACAUUAUUUUUAAGUACCCCAAACAUCCCUAGUUGGGUCUGUAUCAAAUUGGAAAGCAUUAUUUAAAAAGGCCUGACCCAAACUCCAUUGACAUCAAUGGAAAGACUCCCAUUGGCUUCACUUGGCUUUGGAUCAGACCCACAGAGCACCUUUCUCUCACGUAACCAUUUCCUGUUCCUGGCUGAUCAGAUAAUUGGGUCAUAGUCCUCUGUGACAUCACACCCAUCCUGAGAGAAUGCUAUGUCAUGACCAAAGAAUUAUGACCUCUUGGUUUUAACAGGAGAAAGAGAUGGCUUAUAUUGCAUAUGAGGGUGAGAGCUGUGCAUUAAAAUAUCUUCCAAAAGAAACGCUUUAGGGUGAACAAUAUCCGUAUUGCCAUGGAGUGAUAAAAUGAUGCUAUCACAUAUAUUUUGUAUAUUUAAAGUUCUAUCGAUGCUUCUGAAAUUUGGCAGCAUGAAAAUUCCUCUUUAAUAGUCCUUUAAAAUUAUAUUCUCUGAGAAGAAAAAAUGUGUUGUUUGAACUUAUUGUCAUAUUGGCUUUUCUUUGAAACUAUAUUGCAGCAAUGCCCUGGGCAUCACUGCUGAUCAAAAAAACCAAAAAUGACCAAUUUUAGUAGGGUUUUUUUGUAAUCUAUAUUACUAAAGUUUGAGUAACGCUUUAUCAGUAGUAGUUUCUUUCCAGUCUCUGAAAUAAUAAUAAAGUUUUUAAAUAUUUUAUAACUAAUUAACUAAUGUAUAUUUUGAUGUCCAAAUUGAGGAUUUCUGUAUAAGAUAAACAAAAGUGUGUGUUCAUAUGUGUGUAUGUAUAUUAGCAUUAUGCUAUAAUGUGUGUGUAUAUGUAUAGGUGCAUAUAUGCACACAUACACACUCUCAUCUAUAUACAUACUGUAUAUAUGAAAUGUGUGUGUGUUGUUGGAUAUACAGAGGCUGAAAUGGGUACAAAAUUUAGAUGAAAAUUUAAAGAAGCCCCCACAAUCCAAAAGACAGAAAACAUAAAAACCACAAAUUGUGAAGGAAUCUUUAAAUAAAUCUUGUACCCAAAAGGCACCAAUUGUAUAUUCUGCCUACUCAUUUUUUUCAUAAAAGAAAGAAAAUGGCAGAAGAAAAACUCAAGAGAUCUUGCAAUGCUCCAAAAUCUGCUGGAAAGAGAAUGACUUGCUAGUCAUGCGGAAUAUGUUGAGAUAACAGGUUCAUUACUCAGAAAAUGUUUAGAAUGGUGAAAUGCAUUAUCUUCCUUGUUAUGGGUGAUUAUAUGCCAAGAAAAGACUUUCAUAUAAUCAAUGUGAGAUUUUUUUUCACUUGGUCCCUUUCACAAACUGCACCAAAUCUUUCUGUGUGUAUGUGUUCAGUCAUGAUACUUCUUGUACACAUUUCCUUAAGCAAUUAGUCAUUUUAAAAACUUUAAUAUUCCCUUUGGAAGUAUUCCCCAAGAGCAGUUGUUCAUCACUGACAUUCAUGCCUCCAAUGGGAACAUCUUGAAAAACCUUCAAAAGAGGCAACAAUACAAACCUUUGGGAGAGAAUAAACAAUUUUAUAUACAAUCGUUCAAGUUUUUGUACAGUAUCCUUUUCAUAUUGACAUAUUAUAGGAAUAAUUAUCAUGGUACUGAAGCAUUCUGGUCAUAAAUAGAUUUGCUUGACCAUUUAAACUACCACAAAAACCACUUAGUGCUUUGCUUAUAUAGUUCAGCACCAUAGUCAUCAUCCGUUAAUUAGCCCAAAUGCUUGCAGACCACCAUUGUAUCCCAUGCAAACAAUAGCUUAUAUUUAUUAUUGUUUGACGCCACAUGAAAAAUUAAAAUAGAACUUAGCACUUAUCUUCAAAGCACUUUACAAACGUGAAUUAAACCACACACCUAUGUGAGGAAGGAUACAUUUUAUUUUAUAGAAAGUGAGAUUGAGGCAGAGAUGCUGAGUGACUUGCCAAAGCCAAUCAAAGCCAGAGCUAGGAUAAGGUCCCUGUCUUAUGCUCUGACCAUUUGACAACAUUAUCAUUAGGCAGAGUGCACAGCCUGAGAAUAAAAGGUGAAUAUUCACUGCAGAGAACGUACCAUCAAAAUGGUGUCUAAACAUUUUCUACAUUCCCUAUUGUCUCAGCAGUUUCUAUAUCACAGGGUGAAUGAUCGUAUUUAGCAACAUGUGCUCAUUAAAGCUGCAGUUAUAUAAAUAUGCAAUCUGAAUAUACAUACAGGCCACAUAUCUACACACACUUAUGGAGACUGUAUAUAUGAAAUUGUUUGGUAUGCACUUACUUUGCUUUAAAUUCCUAAAGUUAAACAUUAUAGUGUAGCAAUUUGUGAAAAGUGCACUGUGAUUUCAAGAAAGCACAGUAAAGUCACAGGUCUCGUUAUUCUUGCACUAAAAAUGUGUUUACGUAUAUUAGCAAAUGUAUGCUUACUUUUAUUGCUCUUUUUAACAAAUUAAAUUAAAUUAAUGGUAUAAAAUGGUAUUUUUCUUUUAGUGGACUAUGGCAUUAUGUUUUUAAAUUACAGGGUUUUUAAAGAAGAAGAAACCAUUCUGUGUUCAUUCCAAUGUAAUAUGUUUACCGAUAUCUUAAAACUGAAUGUCAUAUUGCUUUUUUUUUUCAUAUUUUGUUAGAAAUGUCAGGUAUGUGCCUGAAAUUGUGUAGGAGUAAGGAGUAGCUAGAGGAUAACUGUAAUCAUAUAUUAUUAGCCAUUUCUAUAUACACAGUAUAAAUACAUAAUAAUUUUCUUUUCAUUUUUGUACUUGAUUUUUUUAAGUAAGAUGUAAUUAACUGUACUUUGAUACUUCUGAAGUAAUAAGAUGUUGUUUGGAGAUUCUGCUUUCUUUAGUGCAUUGACAAUAUUUUACAAUAAUUUAGUGCUUAUUUAUUUGUGCUCCAGUGGAAUUAUAAUAAAAGCAAUAGUUUAAAAUA
Caretta caretta (loggerhead turtle) is the source of this 7431-nucleotide messenger RNA. RefSeq names its product neuronal tyrosine-phosphorylated phosphoinositide-3-kinase adaptor 2 (gene NYAP2). Gene Ontology annotation, biological process: neuron projection morphogenesis; phosphatidylinositol 3-kinase/protein kinase B signal transduction. Lineage: Eukaryota; Metazoa; Chordata; Testudines; Cheloniidae. The record is from RefSeq and is a predicted model, not a curated record.